AUGCAGGGACUCAGCUCGCGCGCUCACGCUUUUUCUGUGGAGGCUUUAGUGGGUAAAACUUGCAAGAAGAUGAAGGUGGAAAAUAUUGAGAAUGAGAAGUGGCAGAGUGUUUCAGAAAAUGACAGACACACACCGACGGGAACUGUCUUCGACGAACGCGAUUUGCGAAACGACAGGAGGAAGAAAAUCAGUGCGACGUCAAGAAAAUCCACCGCGACCGAAUGUGAAUCUUCGAGAGAAGUUCGAGUGGAUCUUCAAGGAUCCGACUUGUGGAAGAGAUUUCAUGAGAUCGGCACUGAGAUGAUCAUCACCAAGGCUGGGAGGCGAAUGUUUCCAUCUGUCCGAGUGAAAGUGCGAAAUUUAAAUCCCUUCCAGCAAUACUACAUCGCCAUGGACAUCAUGCCUGUGGAUUCAAAGAGAUACAGGUAUGUGUACCAUAGCUCUCAAUGGAUGGUGGCUGGAAACACGGAUCCUUCGUGUAUCUCUUCUCGUCUCUAUGUGCACCCAGACUCGCCAUGUUCUGGAGAGAACUGGAUGCGACAGGUGAUCAGCUUCGAUCGCAUCAAACUCACCAACAAUGAGAUGGACGACAAAGGCCACAUCAUUCUGAAGUCCAUGCACAGAUACAAGCCACGCAUACAUGUUAUCCUGCACGAUCCUCGAGUCGACCUGUCACAUAGUCCUCCAUCGCUGCCAGCAGACGGUGUUCACACCUUUUCCUACACUGAGACACAGUUCACCACUGUCACAGCCUACCAGAACCAACAGAUAACAAAGCUGAAGAUUGACAGGAACCCAUUUGCCAAGGGCUUCAGAGACCCAGGACGAAACAGGGUUGUGUUGGAUGGGAUUCUAGAGUCAUACCCAUGGCACAGCACCUUCAGUCUUCAUUUAAAACCUUUCACUAUGGAGCUACAAGGCAGAAGUGGAUCUUCAGCCAACUUUGGGAUCACCUCACCAUGGAAAGUCCUCUUGCCCAGCUCCUGUUCUCCAGCAGCCCAUGCCAUCACAUUCUCAAGCCCUCAAUGCUUCACCUCAAACAGUCUUCUCACAAACAAAGCUUACUGCAACCUGGGGCUGGCAAGACACUGUGGUUACGCUGGCUUGCCACCCCUGUUAGAUCUCCCCUUAAUGUCUCCACACCAGGAAAAGAAAGCAAACUCUCUCCAGAAUUCUACCACCAGCACAGGUUCUUCUGUGCUUCUUAUCCAGAACUUUCCACUAGGACGGACCUCUGGAGAAUAUCAAUCUCAAAAGGUCAGUAUGGCAUCAGCGCCCGCAUCACCCUACAGAGUGUACAGCCACAGUUUCCCCAUGAGUCGCCAAUUCUCCACUGUCACACAUCAAUUAAAACUGGGUGAUGGUGGGAGCGCUUCACACUUAAUGCCCAUUAAUUCCUCCAUCAGCUACUGCUUCUGACACCAAACCUGUUAAAACAAUUUUAAAUUUUUCACUA
Xyrauchen texanus (razorback sucker) is the source of this 1456-nucleotide messenger RNA. RefSeq names its product T-box transcription factor TBX22-like. Gene Ontology annotation, biological process: positive regulation of DNA-templated transcription; regulation of transcription by RNA polymerase II; cell fate specification. Gene Ontology annotation, cellular component: nucleus. The coding region runs from base 1 to 1419 and encodes 472 amino acids. Gene Ontology annotation, molecular function: RNA polymerase II cis-regulatory region sequence-specific DNA binding; DNA-binding transcription factor activity, RNA polymerase II-specific. Lineage: Eukaryota; Metazoa; Chordata; Actinopteri; Cypriniformes; Catostomidae. The record is from RefSeq and is a predicted model, not a curated record. The transcript has 8 exons.